AUUAAGUCCUCCCAUUAUGCACUCUACCAAUGUCACCAUUAUGUGACUCAUAAGUGCACUAUAAAGCUCUACAUUAUGGUGGAGAAUCCUAGGAGCAUCUCUAUGCUACUAGUCUUCCAUGCAUGCCACAUGUGCUGCUGCCAUGUUGUCACCUUGUUGGCGCCAUGUCAUCUGCCACAUGUGACAGUACCCACCCGAUCCAACCCGGUCAACGCGGGUAAAACCCGUGUUGACGGGUUUUGGGCCGGGUUCGGGUUUAAACCCGCUACACUAUUCAUCGGGUUGGGUUGGGUUUGGGUUUAGGUAAACCCGCCCCAUGGGUACCCGCCCACACAUAUAAUUACUUUUCCUGUAUAUUUAAUAUUCUAAAUAAUAUAUUUUCUUUAAGCAACUAAUAUUAUUUAUGUUUGUAGAGACAUGUAUAAUUUGUUCUUUCUAAUUAUUUAGAAUGAAGUUGAUAUUAUGGAGUGGAGAGUGAGAAAACUUAUUUGACGAGGAAGAAGAUUUCAAUUAAUCUUGUUGUUUAUAAAUGUUUUAUCUUUAAUUUUGAACAAUUUGUAUUGAUCAUUUGCGGUUUGCUUGUAUGUUCUAGAUUGGUAUUUUUUGUAUGAAUAAUUUGUAUGAGAAAAGUGAUGUUAAACUUUUAUUUUGAAAGAAAUUUGUUAUUGUAAAUUUUUUACCACAAAACCCACGGGUACCCAUGAACCCGCAGAUACCCAGCGGGUUGGGUUGGGUUUGAGUUUUUCAAACUCAACGGGUUUUACCCCGGGUUUUUUUUGGCGGAUAAACCCCAUGAAUUUGGGUUUGAGUUUGACAAAACUCGCCCCAACUCGACCCAUUGCCAUCCUUAUCGACAACUGGUAUCAGGGUUACAGAGCCACAAACUAUGUGACUAACUUCUUAAGAGAAUUGAAUAAGAACUUGAUCACAAUUAAGUCUUUUAUUUAUUAUUUGGUUGUGUGUGGCUCGGUUGGAUUUGUUUUGGUUCGGUUUAUUAAACAUUUUAUUAAUUUUUUUUAAUGACGUGGCGUGCUAACUGCGCGCUGAGUAAAUGAAUUUUAAGAUGGAGAUGGACGGAAUAAUCUCUUUGGUAUUUGUCCAAAUAUGUUUUAUUGAAAAAAACAAAAUUAAAGUUUAGUGACUGUUUUGUAUUAAAUGAUAAGUUGUGUUACCGUUUAUAAUAAUUAUCCCGAAAGAUGGUUGUUUCUCAGUCUUUGCAACCAGAGAGACAAAGGGUUUUAGGGGAAGACCCAAAACCCCUCGUCUCGCCGAACUCUGAAAAUACAGCUCUCGACUAGCGGAUCCUCUCUUUCCCUUCCCCCAAGUCACUCACCGCCUUCUCCUCCGCCAUCAGGUUCCUUCCUCGCUCUCAUCUCCAUCCAUUACUACGACUCCCAGUCUGCUCGUCAUUUCGCUGUUUCUUCCACUCCGAUUGGCUCUUCUCACUUCCAUGGCGGGUCCGAUAAAUGACUGUCAAUCUCGUUUUGAAAACCGUUGUCUUUGGGAUCAACUUUUUCCCCCUGGAAAUUUCAGCUGAGAUUUAGUAACUUUGCAGGUGAACUCUAUGCGCCAACGAACAAGGGUUGACUUGGGAUCAGCUUCAUGCGCUAUUUGAAGGGUGGCGGUGGUUAUGGCCGGACGCUUGCCCGAGCCUGGUCCAGUCAAUCUCGGCGGAGUAGGGUAUUUGGCAUCCGGCUUCCAAGGGAGGAGAGGAAGGCCAUGGUUGAAUCGUUUGUGAAGCAGUAUCAGCAGUCGAACAAUGGGAAGUUUCCUUCCAUCACGUUGACAAAGCUGGAAGUAGGUGGUUCAUACCCGGUUGUGCGCCAUAUUCUUCAAGAAGUUAAGUUUGUUUGGAGACGAGAUCAAGUACCAAAACCGGGCCUCGCUGAACAAUGCCCUCGAGAAUCUAGACAGCUAGAUAUUGAAAACGCGCGGGAAAUUGAUGGCGAUUCGGUAACUGUCGAGAGAUUGAAUUCUGAUUUGGCAGAAGUUGCUGGGGUUAGUGAGGUUAGGCAACCGGCAGGAAUGGUAUUGGAGGCGCAUCGUUUAGAAGGAGAUGUGGAUUCCGUCAGAGCAAAUGCUGGCGACGUUCAAACAAGCGGAUCACUAGAGCAGAAUGAACAUGCCAAAGAAGUGUUGGAGGUAGUUGUAGACACCCCUUCAUUGGAAAUGAACGAUUCUGCAAAACUAAGUCUUGUAGAAGGUCAAGCUAGUCGAGGAUCAAUGGGAGUAGAGGAAAUUGUUGAAGUGAAAACAUCUGAGGUUAAAGUAAUUCCAGAAGGGAAUGUAGCUGUAGAUACAUCUCAUUCACAGCCUGUGCUAACUGGUGAAAGGGAGGAACUAGACAGAAGAAUUCAAGUUUCAAGCCCAGAUAAAGAUCGCACUAUAGAGCAAUCAUACAGCGGGAGCGAGAAGGAAGUGGUGGAUUAUCAGAACUCAUUGGCCUGCAAGUUACCUAGGGAGAAGAGGAAGGCCAUGGUUGAAUCGUUUGUGAAGCAGUAUCAGGAGUCAAACAAUCGGAAGUUUCCUUCCAUCAAGUUGACAAGGCAAGCAGUAGGUGGUUCAUACCUGGUUGUGCGCCAUAUUCUUCAAGAAGUUAAAUUUGUUUGGAGCCGAGAUCAAGUACCAAAACCGGGUCCUGCUGAACAAUUCCCUCAAGGUAUAGUAUCCACAGAACCUCAACCAUCUUCCGGGACUUUGUCAUUGAAUGGGACUGCAUCAAUGGCUGAUGAGCAGCACUCCAAAUCGGAAGAGGCGCAUCGUCCAGUUUCUGAUGUGCUUGGUGCGGAAUCUAAACAGCUAGGUAUUGAGAACCUGCGAGAAAUUGAUGGCGAUUCGGUAUCUGUCGAGAGAUUGAAUUCUGAUUUGGCAGAAGUUGUUGGGGUUAAGCAACCGGCAGGAAUGGUAUUGGAGGCGUAUCGUUUAGAAGGAGAUGUGGAUUCCGACAGAGCAAAUGCUGACGACGUUCAAACAAGCGGAUCACUAGAGCAUAAUGAACAUGCCAAAGAAGUGUUGGAUGUAGUUGUAGAUACCCUUUCAUUGGAAAUGAACGAUUCUGCAAAACAAAGUCUUGUAGAAGGUCAAGCUAGUCGAGGAUCAAUGGGAGUAGAGGAAAUUGUUGAAGUGAAAACAUCUGAGGUUAAAGUAACUCCAAAAGGGAAUGUAGCUGUAGAUCCAUCUCAUUCACAGCCUGUCCUAACUGGUGAAAGGGAGGAACUAGACAGAAGAAUUCAAGUUUCCAGCCCACAUAAAGAUCGCACUUUAGAGCAAUCAUACAGCAGGAGCGAGAAGGAAAUGGUGGAUUAUCAGAAUUCAUUGCCCUGCAAAGUACCUAGGGAGGAGAGGAAGGCCUUGGUUGAAUCGUUUGUGAAACAGUAUCAGGAGUCAAACAAUGGGAAGUUUCCUUCCAUCAAGUUGACAAGGCAAGCAGUAGGUGGUUCAUACCCGGUUGUGUGCCAUAUUCUUCAAGAAGUUAAAUUUGUUUGGAGCCGAGAUCAAGUACCAAAACCGGGUCCUGCUGAACAAUUCCCUCAAGGUAUAAUAUCCACAGAACCUCAACCAUCUUCCGGGACUUUGUCAUCGAAUGGGACUGCAUCAAUGGCUGAUGAGCAGCACUCCAAAUCGGUAGAGGCGCAUCGUCCAGUUUCUGAUGUGCUUGGUGCGGAAUCUAAACAGCUAGAUAUUGAGAACCUGCAAGAAAUUGAUGGCGAUUCGGUAACUGUCGAGAGAUUGAAUUCUGGUGGGGUUCAAGCAACUGGGAGUGAGGUUAAUAAGAAACCGGCAGGCAUGGUAUUGGAGGCAUAUCGUUUAGAAGGAGAUGUGGAUUACAGCAGAGCAAAUGCUCCAGAGGUUCAAACAAGUGGAUCAUUAGAGCAGAAUGAACAUACCACAGAAGUGUUGAAUGUAUUUGUAGAUACCCCUUCAUUGGAAAUGAACGAGUCUGCAAAACAAAGUCUUGUAGAAGGUAAAGCUACUCGAGGACCAAUGAGUGUAGAGGAAAUCGUUGAAGUGAGAACAUCCGACGUUAAAGUAACUCCAAAAGGGAAUGUCGCUGUAGAGACACCUCAUCUGCAGGCUGUACCAAUUGAUGAAAAGGCGGAACUAGACACAAGAAAUCAAGUUUCAAGCACAGAUAAAGAUCGCACUUUAGAACAAUCAUAUAGCAGGAGCGAGAAGGUGGAGAUGAUUAUCGACGACACUUCAGUAAAUGCUGGUGGUGUCCAUCAGUCAGAUCUCCGAGCAGACAUACCAAACAAUGUUGGGUCAAAGGAUGAAAGAGCACUGGCUGCACCUCUGGAGCGGGAAACCAAGACCAUUGGAGCUGCUUUGAAAUCGUUCUUAGUAACUGCCUUUAGGAAAUUUUGGCCUGGAUAAUCAAUUGAAUCCGUUGUGUAGAGAGAGUGCAUUCACCAUUUGAUUUUUGCAGUGCAGAGUGAAUAUAGGUUGUCUUGUUGGUUACUGCUGAAUAUAGGUGCGGUAAAAAUUGGAAGGGUUGCAGUGAUGUUGCCAAAGAUUUUUUUAUGUUCGAUAACUUCAAUAGAUGCAGCAUUUCUACAUAUUUGACUCGUAGAGUAAUGUUUUUUUUUUUUUAACGUGAGAAUAGGCGCCCUAACCUUUAUUGCAUUCGAAUAAUCUGGGGUGUUUGAAUCCCCGAUCGUUCAAAAUACCGCUAUUGGCAAGAGUAGUACUCGGACUAUGGAAAAUAUGUAUCACAAAUUCCCAGCUAUUGGCAAGAGUAGUACUCGGACUAUGAAAAAUAUGUAUCACAAAUUCCCAAUCGGAGUUGUGUGACUUGCUGAGGUGAGGUUAUCCGCAGAAUAAUUGGCUUUGCGGUAAACAUGGUCUAUGCGAAUAGUCCAAGGAUGAGCAAGCCAUUUCCUGAUCUCCGUAACCUGUGUAAAAUGUGGGUGAUGUGGUCUCAAUCAGGGACUUAACACUGGACGAAUCAGUUUGCAUAACAAUUUUCCUGGGUCCUUCCCAAGCAAGAUGCAACCCAUGCACAAUACCAGCUAGCACUUUAUGAGUAAACGAACCUCCUCCAAGGUUCGCAGUAAAUGCUCUGAUGAAACAACCAUCCCUCCCCGUAGGAUGUUGCCACACAUCGUGCUCUCAGGAGAGAAAAUGACUGUGCCAUUUGUAUUGACACAUAACUAAUGAGGAUGUUAACUUCCUGAAAAACAUGACUUAAACUCAUGGCACUAUGCCUUUCAUAUCAAUCACACGUUCCCAUUCACACAAUGACAUAGCCAAUACAUUCCUUAACAUCAUUAACAAGGCAUCAAACCACAAACAAACUCGCACGUAGUGUCAGGUUGUGAUUCGGAUUCAAUUGUACACAUUUUACCCCGCAUUUUAUUACUGGUUUUUCUUAGUAGAUCACCGUCCCUCCACCAAUUUUACGCUAAGUUGUGCUUGUUUAGUUACAUUUUAGGUCUUAUCACGUGUGGGAAGGUCGAGGACGAGUUUCAGAUCGAUUGUAGGUCGAAAAACACGAAAAAGUGAAGAAAAGUCUAAAGUCAUGAGUUUUGGGUCGAUUGGAGGUUUCAGAACAAUUCGUGCAUCUCACUGGAGUCUAGUCAGUUCACGGUCACGCGACCGUGAACUCAAGCCACAGAUCGUGAAGUGACUUAGUGAAACAAUGCGAAUUUGCUCGACAUCACGAUCCAAGACGAACGUUCACGGUCGUGAAUUGAGACCGUGAACAGCCGUCGAUCUGGGUAUAAAAGGGGAAGUGAGCCGAAGGAGAAAGGGAACUUUUUGGUAGAGUUUUAGUUUCAGAUUAAAGGAGGGUUUCUAGUGAGAGAUUAGGGUUUACUCAUCUCAUUCUAGAGAGAGAAAGUGCCAUUUAAGGGAGGAAGAAAGAGAUUUGGGCUUGCCCUAAGCUAGAGGAUUGAAGGUUUCUUGUUCUCAAGGGAGAUUCAAGCAACAAGGAAGGAAGAUUGUCAUCUCUUAAUGGUUCUUUCUCUCGUUUUUGUUGUUUUCCUUUGCCUAGCUAUGGAAUAGCCUACCUACUCACUUGGGUAUUGUGAAUCCCACUCUAGAUUUGUGUUAGGAUGUAAGAACAUGGUUCUAUUGUGUUGAUUGUGUGUUUUAUAUAAUAUUUGAGUUAUCAAUCAUGAAUGAUUGACUGUUGCUUGCAUUAUCUCAUUAUUGGUUAAUUAAUCUAGAAUGUGGAAAUUCCCCUUUGGCCCAUAGGGAGCUUGACCUCAUAGCCACUUGGGUAACCCCUUUUGGGUUAAUCUAGGGCCAAAACCUCAAGUAUCAGAGUAGUACCAUGAUUUUGACGUGAUUGGUCUCUCCGCCAUCCAGAUUAACUUUCGAGGGUUGGUUCUUGCAAUCCUUAGUUGGUUAGUUAAGAGGGCUAGAUUGCCUAGUCUAUUGUUGUCAACCUUAGCCAAAAGAUUGAGAGAGUUAGUCUACUAACUUAAUGCAACAAUUCUUAAUUGAUCAACUAAGAGAGUUAGGGUUUCCUCGGUUUGUUCGAUUAAGAGAGCUAGGUUUGCUAGCUUAUUGUGGCAAUCCUUGAUCGAUCGACUAGGAGAGCUUGUUCCUAGCUAGUUGCACCCGUCUCACUGUGUAUGAACACGUCCUUCACACUAGGGUUUCGUUCAUAGUUUCUUAGCACGAGAUUAUGGGAAGCAAUACCCAAGUGAAGUCCUCUCAUAUAGAAUUCUCCUCAAUUUACUUUCCGUGUUUGUGUAUUUUGUAGUUUUUCUUAGUUUAAAACCCAAAAUCGUUUGCUAGAUAACAACCUAAGCGAUUGAAGUAGGGGGUACAUGGACCGGCCUAGGUUUGCCAAUUAAAACAUACUUGCCCUAUACUGCACCCGGUUAAGGUUUAUACUUGGGCCUUAAUUGAAAUUUUUAUUGUGGUAUUCGGGGCGAGUCAAGUUUUGGGCGCCGUUGCCGGGGAACCACGAUCCAUUACUUUGAAAAGUUCGCUUUGUGUUACUUAGCAUUUUCUCUUUUGCCCUUUUUGUGUUUGUUUUGUCUUUCAUUUGUGUUUGGCUACCAAUCUUCGUGUUGAAGGGUGGUUUGUCUGUUUGGAAGGGUUGCAGUGAUGUUGCCAAAUAUUUUUUUUAUGUUCGAUAACUUCAUUAGAUUCAGCAUUUGUACAUAUUUGGCUUGUAGAGUAAUGUUUUUCUUUGUGAGAAUAGGCAUCCUAACCUUUAUUGCAUUCGAAUAAUCCGGGGUGUUUGAAUCCCCAAUCGGUCAAAAUAUGGCCAAUGGGUAAGAGUAGUACUCGGACUAUGGAAAAUAUGUAGCCCAAUCAGAACUGUGUGACUUGCCGAGGCGAGGUUAUCCACAACAUAAUUGGCUUCGCGGUAAACAUGGUUUAUGCGAAUAGUCAAAGGAUGAGCAACCAUCUCCUGAUCUUCGUAAGCUGUGUAAAAUGUGGGUGAUGCAGUCUGAAUCAGGGACUUAACAGUGGACGAAUCGGUCUGCAUAACAAUUUUCCUGGGCCCUUCUUCCCAAACAAGAUUCAACCCAUACACAAUACCAACUAGCACUGUAUGAAUAAUCAACCCCCUCCAAGGUUCGCAGUAUAUGUUAUGACGAAACAUCCAUCGCUCCCCCCACAGGAUGUUGCCACAGAUCGUGCUCUUAGUAGAGGUAAUGACUGAGCCAUCUAUAUUGACACAUACCUAAUGAGGAUGUUAUCCUCCUGAAAAACAUGACUUAAACUCAUGGCAGUAUGCCUUUCAUAACAAGCACACGUUCCCAUUCACACUAAUGACAUAGCCAAUACAUUCCAUAACAUCAUGAACAAGGCAUCAAACCACGAACACACUCGCACGCAGUGUCAGGUUGAUUCAGUGCUUUUCAGUUCUUUCUUUGUCAAGUCCAGAGGCGGACCUACUUGUUGGCGACACCCCUUCGCCUGAGAAUUGUGUGAAGAAGCUAUAUUUUUUUUGUAUAAAAAUUUUAAUACGAGAUUUUCGACACCACUUUAAUAAUUAUAGUCGAUAUUCCUUCAUUAGGCGACGACACCCUUUUCAACAAUACUGGAUUCGCCCCUGGUCAAGUCCUGUAUUCAAACAGGUAUAAUCAAUAGACGACAACACAUCGUAAUCCAAUCCCAUUGUCAGGCUUGACAGUGCUCUCCCAUAGAGCUAGGGUCAUGAUCAUCGCUGAAUGUAGCUCGAUCUGCCCGAUAUCAUGCCCAAGGGUCCUACCGUAGGACUAGAGUUGUGAAUAUGUCAUGCUCGAAAUUAUUAUUAUUAUUAUUAUUAUUAUAUAUAAUAAUCCAUAAGUUUUAGCUUAACACUAUGUUUGGCUAGCAGUGCAAAGGGAGGGGGUGCAAGUUUUGGGGGGUAAAUGUCAUUCCCAAUGCACUUAGCCCAUUUGGUUAAUUUGCAAUAGUGCUAGCCUGCUAGGGGGAGCAAAUGGGGGUUAAAUCACUAUUUCCCUCAACCCACCAAUUUGGGGUGCAAAAGAGAGAGAAAAGAAGGAGGAAGGGGUUAGUGGGUAAGAUUAAUUUUAGAAUUAUUAUAAUAUGUCUUAUUAUAUUCAAAUAAUUAUAUUUUGAAUAAAAACAUGUAAUUAUUAUUAAGAUAGCAAGAAAUACUAUAAUUACUAUUGAAUCAUAAAUCAUACUUUUUAUUGAUUUUUUAUUAUCGUAGUUAUUAUAAAUAUAAAAUUUGUCCAUGAAUAGCAAGUUUGUCAAAUUGCUCCAAUUUUUGAAUGUGUUUGACGAAGUAUGACUCAAAUUUAUGUUUCAAAGUAUAGAGAAGAAGUGUCGUGGAAAAGGUAGAACGAGAAAAUGUUUGGUUGACUCAGGUCAAUUUGGUUGACUAAAUUUGCGUUGAAAACUAUACAUAAGAAGUAUCGUGUAAAUAUUGAAAAAAAUAGACCGAUGACAUUGGAGAGGACCAAAUAGGACUGAAUGUAGUGGUGGUCGAUCAUUGGUCCUAAGGUUCAUCUAGUCAAAUCGAGAUCACCAUGUGACAACCAACGCUCGAGUGUGAGACAUGAGCUAGUUGCUAGUUAUAUGUCUUGGCCAUAGGUUGGGCUUCGUGCUUUGAGAUUGCCGUAAAUUACUAUUAAAGCAUUAUUAUCUUAAUAAUUAUUUUUAUUGAAUUAUAUUUGUUAAUAUUUAUUCUUAUUAUAUAUAAUAUUUUUUGUUUUAUUAUUUGUGAUUAUCUUUUAUAAUUUUAAUACAUCCUUUUUAUAAUAAUAAUAAUAAUAUAAUUUUAUUACUUUUCACUAUAUUUGCACCCACUACUUUUUCAUCCAAACAACAAUGUACCCCUCCACUUACACCCUCCACCAAGUUGCACCCUCCUACAAUUUUCCCAACUUGUACCCCACUCGGAUUUGCACCCCUUUUUGCCAAACAUAGUGUAAGGGGUCAUAUGGCCUAUGGGCGGGUGCACCGUAAUAGUUUACAUCCCCGUUUUCACUUUGACACCAACUCGGGUUAAACAGGAAUGAGUAUAUCUCCAUUAAGCAAAAAUUAUCGUUAUCAACCAACAUUCCAUGCUACAAAUAUCUAAUUUCUCAAUUUAAUUCUUUCAUAUUUUUGCUUUUAUGUGACACAAUUGGUAUCUGAAUCCAGCAUUCCGCAAUCACACAUACCUGACCUAUCCCAACAAAGUUAUCUUUGUUUACUCGUCCAAAUCUAAUGGCUGCAAGAAACUCGAUUAAAAAGGGAUGAAAAAGUGCUUCUAACAUCUUCUUUAUAACCGUGCUUCUACCAUAUUAAAAGUCUAAGACUCUACACAAAAGUUCCUCACCACAUUCAAACACCAAACAUGCAAUACAAUAAAAUGAUUGAAAUAAAGACACUCAUAAGAAAUAUCAACAUAAUCGCCUAUAAUGUCAAUCUUUAACUUUCCCCGCCCCAGCAUAAACCGCACAAUCAACCGGUGCCUUGCAAAAAGCAUUGGACCUAAGAAUGACAAUUUCGAUCUGACCUAUUUAUUCGCCUGAUAAGUCUGUUUUGGGGCUGGCACGAGUACGGGUACCUCUGAACCCAGUCUGCCCUGACCGGGCCCAUUCUUGACACUUUUUGCCUAAAUUACAUGUAAUUUUAUUCAAAUUCUUAGGAUUUUACUUUUAUUGCCUCAAAUUUAAGCUAUAACGAAGUUGUAAUAAGCGGGAACCUAAUUUUCUCGAAUAAUUUAACUGAGUUUAUCAUAUUAUGGUUUGUUUCUUAUUUUUUCAAUGGAAAAAUAAAUCUUUCUAAUGCUU
Linum trigynum is the source of this 10193-nucleotide messenger RNA. The record is from the annotation of a GenBank genome assembly. Lineage: Eukaryota; Viridiplantae; Streptophyta; Magnoliopsida; Malpighiales; Linaceae.